Molecule: messenger RNA, 1044 nt
Organism: Trametes versicolor FP-101664 SS1
Lineage: Eukaryota; Fungi; Basidiomycota; Agaricomycetes; Polyporales; Polyporaceae
Product: Rhodanese-like protein
Exons: 1
Coding region: 1-1044 (347 amino acids)
Molecular function (GO): thiosulfate-cyanide sulfurtransferase activity
Source: RefSeq, a predicted model, not a curated record
AUGUAUCCGCCAAGGGGUCAGUGGACACCGAGUUCCUCAUCGCGCUCAACUAGCAGUUACGGCGAGGUGGUCCCCAAACCCGAGUCUCCUAUCCCAGAGCGCAGAGCCACUUCGCGCUCACCUCCACGCUCAUCGACGCCCGACGCCCUCAGCCCCAUCCGGGACCAUGUUGCGCAAACGAUCGUCAUCCGCGCUACACGCGACGCCGAGAUCGUCGAGGGCACCAAGAUCGGUGUCGUCCUCACGCUCCCCUACGCCUCUGGCGAGGAGUUCUUGCACACACUCGCCUCUGAAUUCAAGCGCACACUCACGCCUCGGCACCAGUCGUACCUCUUCGUCCUCGCUCUCCCGCGGCCGACGGGCACGAGCCCCGUGCUCAUCUGCAGCUCGUCCGAGGAACUCGCGGAUCGCGCGGGCAUCCUCGUGCGCUCCAAGUUCCUCGCACGCGUCGAGCGGCACGACUUGCACCAUGGCCGGUGGGGCGGGCUCAUUCGCGACCUAUGCACGUCCAACUUCGACGAGGCCGCGCUGUGGGACGCCGCGCGCAAGGCGGCGCGCCAGCCGAUGGACCCCUUGGACCCGCCACCCGGCUCGCGCAGCAUCGCACAAGUGCUCGAGCACGCGCGUGCGCGGCUGCAGCGCAUCACGCCGCAGCAGGCGCUCGAGGAGCUCCAGGACCCGACCAUAGCGUGGCCAGUCGUCCUCGUCGAUAUCCGCCCCGAGGCGCAGCGGCGCACGUACGGGAGCAUCGCGGGCGCGCUCAUUGUAGAACGCAACGUGCUCGAGUGGCGAUUCGACCCACGCUGCGCGUACCGGGUGCCGAUCGCGGACCGCUACGACCUCCGCGUUAUUGUGUUCUGCCAGGAGAGCUACACAUCGUCCCUCGCAGCUGCGUCUUUGCACGACCUGGGCUUGCUUAACGCCACCGACAUGAUUGGGGGCUACGCCGCGUGGAAGGAGGCGGGUCUCCCGGACGAAGUCGAGGCGCCGACAUCGUCUGGUCCGCCUACUGAAGGUCGCGCAUCCGUUCCGGUGGGGAGCUGA